GGAUGGUUCGCAUCCUCCCUGAAGAAAGCAACGCGUGCGUGGAUUCUGCCGAAGACCAAUCCAAGAAGAAGUGAAAAGUGAACAAAUUGCACUGUAAUUCGAAUUCCUUUCUUCAAUUAGUGCACAUACAAUGAACGGUCAUCAUCGCAAGAGGAAGUGGCAAGCUGGGCGCGGUGAGGAUCUCACCCCCGACGACCGUAUUGAACUGAUUGCCGAGUUGAUGGCUAAACUAGACGGCGUCGAUUUCGUCGCCGACUUUUUCCACAUCCGUCGACUGAAACUACUGAUCACCGACUGCCUGCCCGACCGCAAGGAGCAGCUGCUACGCAUUCUCAUAGGCUAUGUGAACCGGCCCCCCAGCCCGGCCACAGCUAGCUACGCCAAAAUUGUGAGUCUCCUCAGCAACGACUUUGGUUCCCUGAUGGUCGACUGCAUCCGCGCCCUGAGGUCGGUCCAAGAGAAGGCACUCAUCGAUGGAAAGUGGGACAACGCGCACGGCCUGGAGUACUUCUUCGCCGAGCUAAGCAAGUGACUUAGCAUAGAAGGGCCCUGGCUAUGCAGUUUGAUCACUGCACUGCCCCUGUUCGGCCACGAUACGUUGUACAUAUCAAACUCUCGGUAAACAAAACAUAGCAUACUCAAUAACACGAGCCUAACACACGAGGCUAACAAACGAGCCUAA
This is a messenger RNA of Drosophila persimilis, 682 nucleotides long. RefSeq lists its product as uncharacterized. The coding region runs from base 131 to 532 and encodes 133 amino acids. The record is from RefSeq and is a predicted model, not a curated record. NCBI's taxonomy places the organism in Eukaryota, Metazoa, Arthropoda, Insecta, Diptera, Drosophilidae. The transcript is spliced from 2 exons.